Nomascus leucogenys (northern white-cheeked gibbon) is the source of this 2095-nucleotide messenger RNA. RefSeq names its product homer scaffold protein 3 (gene HOMER3). The record is from RefSeq and is a predicted model, not a curated record. Gene Ontology annotation, molecular function: G protein-coupled glutamate receptor binding. Gene Ontology annotation, biological process: G protein-coupled glutamate receptor signaling pathway; regulation of store-operated calcium entry. Gene Ontology annotation, cellular component: cytoplasm; postsynaptic density; dendrite. Bases 776 to 1861 code for a protein of 361 amino acids. The transcript is spliced from 10 exons. Lineage: Eukaryota; Metazoa; Chordata; Mammalia; Primates; Hylobatidae.
GCCGGGAGCGCGGGGGCCUCGAAGUCCCAGGGCCAAGGGGAGGGCGUGGGGGUUCCCCAGAAGUUCCGGACCCCGGGACUGGGAGCGGCGCGAGGGGUCCCCAAGUUCCAGGGCUGGAGGGAGCGCGGGGGUCCCGAAGUUCUGGAUUCAGGGUCGGAGAGGGGACUGUGCGGGAGGCUCCCAAAGUUCUGGACCCGGCGUUGGAAGAGGCUGCGAAGAGGUCCCCAAAGCUGCGGACCUGGGCUGGGGUACUGGCGUGGGAGGGGUCCGGACGUCCCGGACCCAGGGACUGGAGGGGUGGCAGGGGGUCCUCGAAGUUUAGGAGUCUAGGACAACGCGGGGGACCGGGGUCCCGGACCCGGUUAGAGGAGGAGGCACGGAGGGUGUCCCCGGAGUUACCGUCCUGGGGUUGGAGGAGGCAGAAGAGGUGUCCCCGAAGUUCUGGACCCAGAAACGGGGCGUCGCGAGAAUCUCGGAAGUUCCAGGGUCAGAGCGCGCGUCCCGGAGUUGGGGCGUGCACUGGGUGUCCUCCUGCCUCGGGUGGGGAUGGGAUCCUGAAUUAAUAUUAACCCCUCCGUCCCCCGCACUGGGGUGCAUGGGAUGGGGCCUCAUCCACCGGCCAGAUUGGGGAUCCCGGGCACCGGGCGGUGUCGGACCCCCCCUCCGGGAGCCCCGUGGCCGGCGGCAUCCGAGGCGCAUGACUAGUUGGGGCCAAACCAGUGCUCCUGCCACCUCUCUGGCUGCCCCCUAGAGCCUGCCCAUCCCAGCCUGACCAAUGUCCACAGCCAGGGAGCAGCCAAUCUUCAGCACACGGGCGCACGUGUUCCAAAUCGACCCAGCCACCAAGCGAAACUGGAUCCCGGCGGGCAAGCACGCACUCACUGUCUCCUAUUUCUACGAUGCCACCCGCAAUGUCUACCGCAUCAUCAGCAUCGGGGGUGCCAAGGCCAUCAUCAACAGCACUGUCACUCCCAACAUGACCUUCACCAAAACUUCCCAGAAGUUCGGGCAGUGGGCGGACAGUCGCGCCAACACAGUCUACGGCCUGGGCUUUGCCUCUGAACAGCAUCUGACACAGUUUGCUGAGAAGUUCCAGGAAGUGAAGGAAGCAGCCAGGCUGGCCAGGGAGAAAUCUCAGGAUGGCGGGGAGCUCACCAGUCCAGCCCUGGGGCUCGCCUCCCACCAGGUGCCCCCGAGCCCUCUCGUCAGUGCCAACGGCCCGGGCGAAGAAAAACUGUUCCGCAGCCAGAGCGCUGAUGCUCCCGGCCCCACAGAGCGCGAGCGGCUAAAGAAAAUGCUGUCUGAGGGCUCCGUGGGCGAGGUACAGUGGGAGGCCGAGUUUUUCGCGCUGCAGGACAGCAACAACAAGCUGGCUGGCGCCCUGCGAGAGGCCAACGCCGCCGCAGCCCAGUGGAGGCAGCAGCUGGAGGCUCAGCGUGCAGAGGCCGAGCGGCUGCGGCAGCGGGUGGCUGAGCUGGAGGCUCAGGCAGCUUCAGAGGUGACCCCCGCCAGCGAGAAGGAGGGGCCGGGCCAGGGCCAGUCACUGGAACAGCUGGAAGCUCUGGUGCAAACCAAGGACCAGGAGAUUCAGACCCUGAAGAGUCAGACUGGGGGGCCCCGUGAGGCCCCGGAGGCUGCCGAGCGCGAGGAGACUCAGCAGAAGGUGCAGGACCUGGAGACCCGCAAUGCAGAGCUGGAGCACCAGCUGCGGGCGACGGAACGCAGCCUGGAGGAGGCACGGGCAGAGCGGGAGCGGGCGCGGGCUGAGGUGGGCCGGGCGGCGCAGCUGCUGGACGUCAGGCUGUUUGAGCUGAGUGAGCUGCGUGAGGGCCUGGCCCGCCUGGCUGAGGCUGCGCCCUGAGCUGGGGCUGGUUUUCUAUGAAUGAUUCCGGCCUGGGAUGUGGGCCAGGCUGCAGGCGGCAUAGUUGGGUCCACUCGUCCUGGAAAGGGACUGGGGGUCCCAACUUAGCCCUGGGUGGGCCGGGCCGAGCUGGGAUGGGCCCCAGCCAGCUCUGGCUGUUGGCAGCUUGGGGGCUGUUUUUGAGCUUCUCAUUGUGUAGAAUUUCUAGAUCCCCAGAUUACAUUUCUAAGCGUG